This is a messenger RNA of Danio aesculapii, 1499 nucleotides long. RefSeq lists its product as uncharacterized. NCBI's taxonomy places the organism in Eukaryota, Metazoa, Chordata, Actinopteri, Cypriniformes, Danionidae. Bases 195 to 653 code for a protein of 152 amino acids. The transcript is spliced from 4 exons. The record is from RefSeq and is a predicted model, not a curated record.
GGGAUUUUGGGCUGUGUGUAGGGGUAGAGGUGCCAGGCCGACCAGACAGACACUGAUCCUUUCAGACCAAAUGGGAAGACCGACCAAAUCACGGUGGGUUUGACUCCCUUUCUUCGGUGUUUGUCAACAACAAGAGUUCACACGGACGUCUGCUAGAGUUUGAUGAAGAGACAGUCUGCGUGGCGGGGGUGAUCAUGAAUUCCACUUCUCCUCCUCCAGUGUUUGUUCGUGUCAGCGAGCGAGACUUGACAGAGAUUGAGCUCUAUUCGGUAGACUCCAUCAAUGACCUGCACCGCACACACUCUGAACAGCACAGCAAAGGUGUUCAGCCUCCUCGUCCACCUCCUCCUUCCACCAACGGGAACCUUCAGAUGCAAGAUCGGCCAGUCGUCUAUCAAACCGGUCAGGCAGAUAGAAGGCCCUGUGUGAGCAGACUGAACCACAUCUGCAAUUCCUCCCGGCGGCACUAUUUCUUAGCAUGUGCAGUCAUCACAGCGUUCCUCCUGACUCUUAUUCUUAUCUUUAGUUUUCUAGUCCAGCAGAGCAGGGCUCUCCACAUACUUACAGAGAUGGUGAAACAGGAACGGGAAACAGUUAAAGGCAUCGCUCAGCUCUUAAAACUGCACAUUAACCUCACAGAGCAGCGACCAUAACAUACAAACACAAACCCACAGCGAGGACGCUGUACUGCACGGAGAGAGGAGCACUAAUUACGAAUCUACUGCUGAACAAGAACUGUCUCUGUCAUUAAGGUUUAUUUCACUGGAUCUUAAACAGUCGGCUCAAGAACAUUCAAUUCAUUGGUUUAUUUGUGUGCAGGGUAACUGAACAAUAGUAGUAAUGGGUUUUUCACUACUUGUACACUUUUUGGCAACUUUCUACAGUAGUUUCACCACAGCAGAUGACAAUAUAAAACAACUAGGAAAUACUAAAAGACUAUCAAUAAUCUUACCCGUACAUUAUCACUACAUCAAAUGGUAUUUUGUGAUAUUACAUGCUUGAUAAAGGACGUUUUAAAUAAGCAAGCACAUCCACUAUUGUGAGUGAUUGCAGAACGACUGUAAAUAAUUAUAUAGACCACGAUGUUCUGUUUGAUAAGCAAAAAUAUUAAAAUAAACAAAAGAAUUCUGACACUAUAAACAUUUUCUUCACAGGAAACUGAUUUUUAACAAUAACCGAUAACUUUAAAAGACAGAUUCGUUGUGAACUCCAGGAUGUUAUUUGAUUGUGUGUUUCUUGUCUAAACAAUUUGUUUGCAUGAAUCCAACUUCUAAAACAGUAGUGUAAUUUGUGUAAAAAAACUACAUUCAAUUCAUCCAAUCAGAGAACUGCAGUGUGAGCCAGUAUCCGCCGGUUAAGUGUGACAUCAUGCGAAGCGGCUUCCGAGUCCAAGCACUCUAUCAAACUGUAUGGGCAGACUCAACAAAUGGUAUUAAUAAACACUUACAAAGCUAUGCAAUACUUUUGAAAAUCACAAUCACACACUAUAUAUUUAUAUA